CACAGAGAUAGCAGGGGGCAGAUGACUCUCCAAGGACAGCAGAACCUAUAACUUGAGAGAGGAGAAUACCCACCCACGGAAAGAGCCCCUGCAGCACAAGGGGGCGGCACAGGAGCUUUAUUCACCUACGGAUAAAAGGCUUUAAACUUUACACACACUCUGCAAACAUGAUCCGGAGAUAAGUCACGUGCUCUGCUCUACCCUCAGCUGCCCAGCAAGUGAGCACCUAGAGGUUCAUUGCACCUUUCAGAAAGAUUUCCAGGAACAGCCCAAUAAAAUGAGGAUGCGGCAGAUUCUCAUCUUCUGAGCAACACAUUUUGUCCAACUGAGACCUCCUCCCGGACUUCAGCUCCCUGAAGAGUAAAUAACAGUGAUCUGAUGGAUCCCGCUGUCCCUAGCACAGGACACUGAGCCUCCGAUAGAUAUGACCCAGAGACCCAUCCUCUUCACCAGACAUCUCCUCUGGAUCCUGCUGGCCCCUCCUCUGAUGGCGGUUGCUGGCUGCAAUGACGCAGUUUUUGCUCAAGUUUUAGACGAGAUCUGUCUGACAUCAUUCAACACAGAGAUGGAGGUGAUAGGGGAAAAGCUGUGGUGUGAUUGGGGAAAAACCUUUGGGAUCUAUGCAGACCUCACAAACUGUACCGUCCUCCUGGCUGAAGAACUGGACUGUUUUUGGCCCAACAAAUACGUGAAUGAUUUCUUCACAGAAAUCCACAAAAACUACUUUAAUAGCUGCUCUCUGACGGGAAGGCUGCCUGCUGACCCCCCAUUUCCAAUCCUCUGCUCCUUUAUCCUUAUUCCCAUCUUUGUAACCCUCAUCAUGACAGCACUUGUUGUGUGGAGAAGCAAGCGGAGUGAAGGCAUUGUUUGACAUGAAAGACCAGAUUAUCCCCCCCAAAACCCCAUCUAGUUUCUGCAGAGUUUAUAUUCUCUUCCUGAGUGGAGUAAAAGCCUUCAGAUUCAGGCCAAGAAGAUGUAUAGCAGCGAUUAGAAGAGAUAAAGAUGGCCUCUAUCCACACUGCCUACUGAUAUUUUUCUUCCUCUUGGGAAGAAGGUUCAAACAAGCAUGGCUACCUUGGUAAAAGUGACAGUACAGCCCAUGUUGGGCAUAGACAAAAGGGAAAACGGCUUGAAAGACUUCAUUAUUGAGUGAAACAUAAAAUAUGGAAAUGAAGGAACUAAAAUGUACCAAAAAUGCUGGGUGCAGUUGAACCUUCCCUCAGCUGAGAGGAAAUCUGUUGUUUUUUAUUUUCUUGAGAAACUAUUAUAUGCUAAAAUGUUGGCAUUGUUCUGUCAUUUCUAAGUAUUUUGAAUGAAUCUAGCAAAAUGGAAGGUGCUUUUCUGAUGCUCAGUACAAUUUUAAAGUACCACUAUGUAUAUUAGAGGCAAUUAGUGUAUUCCUGUUUGAAGAAUAGACAAUGUGCUCAAAAUCACUAGAUGUGGUAGCAGGUUUAUGUAAAGAUUUGUCUGUGACAGGUGCAGUAUUUCUCUGCAUUGUCCUCUGCUAUAUUUCUGCCUCCAUAGUUACAGUAAUAAGUGCCAAACCUCUCAGCUCACGCUAAACAUGCUGAACUAUAAGAAGCAUCACAAGGAAAUCUAUCUUUCCCAGACUUAAAAUAUUAGAGACUCAGGAUUAAUUCCUGGGCUUGCUAGUCAUCAUCACCCACAUAAAUUCCAGAACUGUACAUCCUCUUGUGAUAACCACAAGUAGACACCCAUAAAAGUGUUUUAUUUUCAAACCUCUUCAUUAUAGUUCCAUAUGGUCUGAUAUAUAGGGUAUAUAUUUUGAAGGUUAUUUUUUUAUAAUAAAUAAGAUAUAUAUUUAUAUUACAUGAAAAGCAUUACCAUUUUACAGGCACACUAUUCCUGCUUGAAAUAUGUUUUAGAAAAUCUCUGAGUGUUUUAUUUUUUAGUUAGAAAGUGUUUGUUUUGGUCAUUUAAGAUAAAAAAAAAUAAUAAUAAUAAAUUUAAUUUUAUGAACCUAUUUGCCCCAAUAAAAAAAAUAAAAAAAUGUCCAUGUAAUGUAUGUUGUGUUGUAACAUACCUUAAGCCUUCCCCACAGGACACUGCCUAUUUUAUCCUUUCUGAGACAGGAUACAAAUCUUGUCUAUCUGAUCUAGAAAUAAGUUGUGCCAAAAAAUAUUUUGAUGCUUGGAAAUAAGUGUCAGAAUGUGAGUGUAUCUAGUAAUGCUGAGAGCUGUGAUAUUCACAUACAGAAAUUAUUUAAUAUCAUUAAAUACUUCUCUAUAAACACAA
This is a messenger RNA of Bombina bombina (fire-bellied toad), 2256 nucleotides long. RefSeq names its product receptor activity modifying protein 1 (gene RAMP1). Gene Ontology annotation, molecular function: coreceptor activity. The transcript is spliced from 3 exons. NCBI's taxonomy places the organism in Eukaryota, Metazoa, Chordata, Amphibia, Anura, Bombinatoridae. Gene Ontology annotation, cellular component: cell surface; membrane; signaling receptor complex. The coding region runs from base 425 to 871 and encodes 148 amino acids. The record is from RefSeq and is a predicted model, not a curated record. Gene Ontology annotation, biological process: calcium ion transport; receptor internalization; intracellular protein transport.